AUAAUCAAUUAUGUUUAAAUUUUGUAUCAUACGACACCGAAUGAGUUCAUCAAAUACGGUUUAGCAAUUUCCAUUGAGAACCUCUUGUAAUUCUGCAUUUUCUUGAUGGAGUUGAGAGAAACAUUUCAUGCCAUGCUCUAAUUAUAUUGGGAUUAGGUUUAGUUUUCUUCCUCAGAAGGCUUACCUGUAAGUAAAAUGGAGAAACCCUGCAAAUUACCAAAAAUUGAAAACUCAACUUCGUCUGACAAUGAUAUCAAUUCGAAGACAAGAGAUUUCAUUAGCGAGCUUCCAGAUGAUGUUCUUUAUUCCAUCUUGUUGAAAUUGCCGUUGAGGGAAUCUGUUAGAACCAGGGUCCUAUCACAUAGAUGGAAGCAUGUCUAUGCAUUCCCAUCCAUUCUUGAACUUAAUUGGUUAAACAUGGGUCAAAACCAUGACUUCUUGGAAGAAAAUGAACAUCCUUGCAGAAAUUGUGAGGAAAAAUUUGUAAGAGGAGUUAAUCAGUACCUAGACUUUUAUAAGGGUGGCGCUGGGACAAAGGAACUUGAGCUGUCUAAUCCCAAGCUUUUACAUUUCCAAUGUAUGACUCGUGAAGCGAUUACAGUCAAUUUAAGUGCAGUUCCUAACUUGAUUACAUUGAAGCAUUCCGUGGAUAGUACAGGAAUCCGCUAUGUUUUCACUCAUGUUUCACAAAAUCAUCCUAUGCUGAGGACCUUAACAGUUUAUAGUAGAUGUGAUUGGGUUCAACAUAUACCCGGAAGCAUAAAACCCUUCAGUAAAAUUUAUUCAGACCAGAGCUGGCUCUCAUUGCCAAUACAAGUUUUGCAAUUUUGA
Jatropha curcas is the source of this 831-nucleotide messenger RNA. RefSeq names its product F-box protein At5g03100. Gene Ontology annotation, molecular function: protein binding. NCBI's taxonomy places the organism in Eukaryota, Viridiplantae, Streptophyta, Magnoliopsida, Malpighiales, Euphorbiaceae. The record is from RefSeq and is a predicted model, not a curated record.